AGUGUGCUGUGGACUCAGUGUGGUAUACAGGGCUAGUGUAGUGCUGGGUGUGGAGCGGUCAGUGUGCUGUGGACUCUGUUGUUCUACUAGUGAGGAUGUUGCUGACUUUCUAUCUUCUCUUCAUCGGGCUUCCUGUCUCUGAAGGCUGCACUCUGGAAAACAGAGGAAGACCAUUGUUUAUCACUGCACGUACAGGAGAGUCAGUGCUGCUGCCCUGCUACUGCACUGACCACGUGCCACCUGACGCAUUUCUUUGGGUGAAAGAGAACACAGAUAGCAACGAGUGGGAAGAGGUAUCCAGUGAGAGCGGUCAGUACAGAGACAGAGUUCAGCUGGUUAAUGGUCACUCUCCAGGAAAUCUCUCUCUACUCAUAUCACACCUGACUGAAGAGGAUGGAGGAAAUUACAGGUGUGAAGUUAAAGGGAGCGGAUACACAGACAUCAGACUCACUGUUGAAGGUUGUAAUCUGGAAAAGACUGAUAUAACACAAUAUAUCACAGCACGUACAGGAGGGUCAGCACUGCUUUCCUGCUACUGCACUGACCUACACACCAAACCUGAGACAUUCACCUGGAAGAAACUCAACACAAACACAAAUAUGUAUGAAGAGAUAUCAGGUGGGAAAGGUCAGUACAGAGACAGAGUUCAGCUGGUUAAUGGUCACUCUCCAGGAAAUCUCUCUCUACUUAUGUCACACCUGACAGAAGAGGAUGGAGGCUUUUACCUGUGUGAACUCAAAGGAAAUAAACGCACAUACAUCAAACUCACUGUUGAAGAGGGCUCAACUAAAACCACAACAUCUACUGCAAUCACAGCUUCCUUUCAAACACCUGUCAGUACUGCCUCUCAAACUCCAAGUAUGCAUUUAUCCAUCGUUAUCCUUGUUGUUCUCUUGCUGGGACUUCUCCUGCUGGGAGGAGUCGUCUACUGGAGAUACAGAGGACAGAGACAGGGACAGAUGGAGAGUGGAGAACAAAAAGGGAUGGAGAGAGAGCAGGAGACACAGGAUCAAGUGACGUACUCUACUGUAGUCCACAAUAACAGAACCAGCACCCCCACUGCAAUUCAUACAGAAGAUAUGACUGAAUAUGCCUCCAUCAGAGUGAAUUGAUAACACCCUCCCACCUCCACCAUGUGAAUAUUUGAUACCGCUGUUGUCAGAACAAAACCUUGUAUCUCCAAAAUGGUCACUUUACAGAAGAAGGAAAAAACACACUUUACU
This is a messenger RNA of Pygocentrus nattereri (red-bellied piranha), 1223 nucleotides long. RefSeq names its product polymeric immunoglobulin receptor-like. The record is from RefSeq and is a predicted model, not a curated record. Gene Ontology annotation, cellular component: external side of plasma membrane. Gene Ontology annotation, biological process: positive regulation of T cell proliferation; cell surface receptor signaling pathway; immune response. NCBI's taxonomy places the organism in Eukaryota, Metazoa, Chordata, Actinopteri, Characiformes, Serrasalmidae. Bases 96 to 1112 code for a protein of 338 amino acids. The transcript has 7 exons.